This is a messenger RNA of Drosophila busckii, 673 nucleotides long. Its product is annotated as FUN14 domain-containing protein 1. Gene Ontology annotation, cellular component: mitochondrial outer membrane. Bases 142 to 615 code for a protein of 157 amino acids. The record is from RefSeq and is a predicted model, not a curated record. Lineage: Eukaryota; Metazoa; Arthropoda; Insecta; Diptera; Drosophilidae. Gene Ontology annotation, biological process: autophagy of mitochondrion. The transcript has 3 exons.
UGUUUUUAUCCUGAAAAUCAGAUGUAACUUUGAUUGACUAUGAACUCGAACUAAAGAUUUUAUUUAAAAAAUACGAUAAUAAACGUAAAUCAAACGUGGUUGAAUAAAACAAACUUUCAUAUUCUGUUUUUGGAAAUAAAAAUGGGUGACGCAUCAAGAUUUGUAAAAGGAGUACUCGGCGAUAUAAGCAGUCGCUCAGCUUACUCUCAGCUUUUGAUUGGCGUAACGUCAGGAUGGGUUACUGGAUACACAACAAUGAAAUUCGGAAAAUUUGCAGCGUUUGCUAUUGGAGGAAGCAUAAUAUUAAUUGAAAUUGCUCACCAAGAAGGAUUUAUAAAAGUUGAUUGGCCUAAGCUAACCAAGAGCGUAGAUAAAAUAACCGAUAAAGUGGAGUCGACUAUUUCUGGGAAUGAUAAACAUUGGUUGGACAAGACGGAAAGAUAUUUGGAUAGAAAAUUGGAUGGUGCUGAAAAACAAUUAAAAGGAAAAACGACGAAGGUCAAGAGAUGGUACGCAAAAUAUAUAGGCGAUGAGAAUGGACCAAAACUUAAUGAUCUUCACAUAUUUUUAACCUCUUUUAUCGGAGGUAUUGCAUUGGGGAUUGCCACUGCAUAGUAAUAUUUCAUUAUUAGAUAAACAGCAAUAAAGUUUAGAUUUCAAUACUAUGAAUAUA